Messenger RNA from Haliotis rufescens (red abalone), 1271 nucleotides. Its product is annotated as inosine-uridine preferring nucleoside hydrolase-like. Gene Ontology annotation, molecular function: hydrolase activity, hydrolyzing N-glycosyl compounds. The record is from RefSeq and is a predicted model, not a curated record. Bases 108 to 1247 code for a protein of 379 amino acids. Lineage: Eukaryota; Metazoa; Mollusca; Gastropoda; Lepetellida; Haliotidae. The transcript is spliced from 7 exons.
CGCGCCAGGCUCCUCUGUUCAAAAACAUGGAUGGUAAAAUAUCGGUAUAUUAAGGAAGUGCAUUUGUCCAUUCACGUCUGUUCAGCUUCCACUUUCAACCAGCAGACAUGCAUUUCCUUCGCGCUUUCCGAGUGCUGGGUCGUCACAGGCUAAAGGGCCUUCAUCAUACAUGGUCCUUUGCGCAUUCGUCACCACUCGCUCACUUCCGUAACCUGCAAGAGGACACGUCCCCCUUGCCUUCGAUACCCUGUGCUUGGUGUAAGACAACGUCUACCAUGGCAGCUGAUUACCUCACCAGAAGAAAGUUCAUCAUUGACACAGACGCCGGCAUCGAUGACGCCCAAGCUAUACUGAUGUGUCUAGCGGCGUCUGACGUCGACGUCGUUGCUCUGACCACGGUCAAGGGCAACGCUACUGCAACACAGGUGACCUCAAACCUUCUCCGACUUCUAAAGGCGGCGGACAGAUUGGAGAUCCCGAUCUACAGAGGCUGUGAGGACAUGUUGCUUGGCUGGGAGAAACCCGAUGAAUACAACUAUCACGGCAAGGACGGGUUUGGAGACGUUCCUGACCCCGACCCACCCAGUCGAGACCGGGUCCAAGCCAAACACGCUGUACAAGCACUGAUUGAUAUUACCAAACAAUACCCAGGGGAAAUAACUCUGAUUGCGAUAGGACCACUGACCAAUGUGUCCAUGGCUGUACGAAUGGAUCAAGAUCUCGGGUCCAGGCUAAAAGCAUGUUACAUCAUGGGCGGCAACUACAGAGGUGAAGGUAACGUCACACCGAGCGGGGAGUUCAACUUUUACAGUGACCCGGAAGCCGCCCACAUCGUGCUGAACUCCCUGGGAUGCCCCAUCACGCUGACCUGUUGGGAACUCUGUGAGCAGUACGCUCUGACCUGGGAAAAGUAUGCAGAACUGAGAAAACACAAUUCCAAGAAAUGCCAGUUUAUGAAGGAAGUCGAACGCCUCAUGGUGUCCACAUGCAAGGAGUUAAACUGGACAACGUACAUUCCUUGUGACGAGGUGGCGGCUGCAUGCGCUAUAGAUAACAAGGUCAUCACGAAGAGUGACCACGUGUACGCAAGCGUGGAACUGCAUGGUCACUUGACCAGAGGUCAGAUGGUCGUGGACUGGGGGAUGCGGCUUGGAAAGAAACCAAAUGUUCAAAUUGUUAAAGAACUUGACGUGGAGCGGUACAUGGAGUUACUGCUGCAUGCGAUUGAUGUGUCAAGCGAUAAAUGAAUUUGAAUACUGUAAACUUUGCUA